AUGGAUGUCGACAAUCCAAAUACCCCCACCUCACGCGAUCCUCGCCUCAUUAGUCGAAACAGGCCAGCGCCAGUCAGGCCAGCGUCUCUAGAUACUGGCAUAUUGGGUUCUCCUAAUGGUCAUAAGUUAGGCGUACGACCAACGAACAAUCCUCCGCCUAUUGACAGGCAAGAUGGGUCUCCUGGAGAUCAAUUCAUUCGCACCCUCUCAGAAUUGAUCAAAGCUGCUGUUGACACUGCUACUCGAGAAGUCGAAAAGGAUAAAUUGCUGAGGAAGAAGGACACGACAGAGGGUCUGCUGCGAAAGGCAAAAGCUGCGCCAAAUUUCCCAUCAACCACAGCAUUUUUCCAGCAAGCUCGCAAGGAUGAAGAUUCUGAGUUGACACGAAUGGAUGAGACUAUCACUAAACACCAAGCCCACUAUCGCCAGCUAGAAAAUUCUCUCACGACCAAGUGGGUGCCUUUGCUUCUGCGCAACCAUUCUGAUUCGGACGAGAAGAUAAACAAACUACGGGAUGAAAUUCGGGCGCUCAAGAAGCAAGUGGGAGAUUCGGAAUCAGAUGCGAGUCGUGAGAAAUAUCAGUUGUUAGAGACCAAGAUGAAGGUGCUUCAGGAUCGUGUUGUCCUGCUCGAGAAGACUUCCGGCAACCAUGCGACUUCUAUCCACGCUCAGAUGAGAUACGAAAAAGAGAUUAAGGAACGCGUUGAUAAAUUGAGUUCAGAUAUUGCUCAAUUCCCCUCUCAGGAAACCGUACUGAAACACGUUUCAUCGGAAGUUGAGGAGUUGAAAAGAAUCACUAUGGCCUUGGAUGCCAAGCUGAGCUCUUUGCAAAAGGCACAGGAGGAAUAUUCGGGUUCUCUCGAAAGAGUAAACAAAAGUAUCGAUGCGCAGCAGAAACGUCUCGAUGCCAGCAACGAUAAUUCUACUACUUUUGAGAAGAAAUUCAAAGAAAUCCAGGAGCGUCUGGCCCCAAUAGAAAAGGUCCAGGUAAUUCCGCCGGAGGGUCCAGCGACAGCUCCAAUUGACGCAUCUAGUAUUGAGUUGCGUUUGAAGAAUGUCGAAGACAAUCUAUCCAAGAUUCCCAGACCUGACGCAUCCUUGCAGUCGACAGUCCAGAAUUUGUCAGAACAACUCCAGCAAUUACAAAGUCUUCAGGCCAUGAAAGACGAGUUCCAUUUCGCAGAAAUGGAGGAGAUUAAGAAAUCAACCGUCGAUAAAGCCGAGAUACAAUCAUUGAAAGACAGCUACAGCCGCCUUGCCGACGAAGCACGGAGAAUAAGCCAGUUGGACCGUGCAGGAGCUGUAGAUCAAGCUGAGAUACAGUCAUUGAAAGACAGCUACAGCCGCCUUGCUGGAGAAAUACAGCAAAUGAGCCAGUCGGACCGUGCAGGAGCUGUAGAUAUACAGUCACUGAAAGACAGCUACAGCCGCCUCGCUGGAGAAAUACAGAAAAUGAGCCAGUUGGACCGUGCAGCAGCCGUGGAUAAAGCUGAGAUACAAUCGUUGAAAGAGACCUCCAGCCGCCUCGCUGAAGAUAUGGAGAAAAUGAGCCAGUGGAACCCCGCAGCAGCUCUUCAGCAAAUUCGCACGACAGACGUGAAAAUCAACACAAUCGACAUGGCAUUAAAAGAUUCCAAUCGCUUACUCGAGAGUGUGCGCGUCGGCCUUCAUUCCCUGGAGACGCGUUACAAUCAUCUUUCCACUGAAAUGGUCGUAAAGAACAUGGUCGUUGCCAUGCAAGAGAUGUACCCCUCUGCAGGCCAAUUGACAGAUCAGAUCACAACCUUGAGAAAUCAAGCCGAGAAAGAAAUAUCAUCUCUGAAAAGGACCAUUGAGCAGCUUGUUCAGGCCCAAAAUAGUCAGGAGGCUUUGGUAAACCGCCUUCAAGACGACGUCGGCCAGCGUUCAGCAGAAGUAACCCAUCUCAGGGAGUCCUUUGGAAAGGUAGCCCAUCAGGUCUCUGCUCUCACUGAACAGCUAGAGGGUGUACGCGCUCUGCCAGACAAACUUCAGCAAUUGCACGCCAACUUCGACUCUCUUACUGAGCAAUAUCGAGAAGACAUCUCUGAAAUUAAAGACCAUCUUAAAGGCAAAGAGUUGGCCGAUGGUCAAAACAAAAUUGAGUUGGAUGAAUCCUUCCGCGAAUUGAAAGACCAGGUCCAAAACUUAUCCAGUGGCCUCAACCAGAUGAAAGUCGUGAUGAAAGAAAUCACCUUAAAUAAAAAGGAUUUGCAAUCCCUCGAUGAUCGCUUCCGCCGCUUCGAGGAAUCCGUGUCGGCCGAUCAUCGGGAUUUGUCAGAGCAAAUUAAUGCGCUCAAAGAUUCUUUGGAAUCCCAGCAAUCCAUAGUGCAGGCGCUAGAUUCUCUCCCAGCCAGUGGGAUACAAUCACCGAAGCGUGAACAGAGCCCUGCAGGAUCAGAUGCCGCCCCACUCCCAAACUAUACUGAGAUGGCCGAGGCCAAUCCUGCGCUGGCAUUGCGCGAGAAGAAGAAAAAGAAGAAACGACCACGUCCUUCAACCAUAUCCGACGAUGAAAAUGAGAGAUCAUCUGGUGCUAGAAAUGAGUCUCCCAUGACAUUCUCUUCACCAGUUCAUACAUUGGACAAUGAAGAUGCAUCGCCCUCGGAGAGCAAGAGAAAGUCCAAGAAGAAGAAAAAGCGCAGGUUGAUCACCGAGGGACCCAUCACCAUAGAUUAG
Molecule: messenger RNA, 2697 nt
Organism: Aspergillus novofumigatus IBT 16806
Lineage: Eukaryota; Fungi; Ascomycota; Eurotiomycetes; Eurotiales; Aspergillaceae
Exons: 1
Coding region: 1-2697 (898 amino acids)
Source: RefSeq, a predicted model, not a curated record